UUGUGUCUUCAACCUGUGCCAGUCAUGUCUGGAAGAGGGAAGGGCGGGAAAGGCUUAGGCAAAGGUGGUGCUAAGCGCCACCGCAAAGUCCUGCGAGACAACAUCCAAGGCAUCACCAAGCCUGCCAUCCGGCGUCUUGCUCGGCGUGGAGGAGUCAAGCGGAUUUCGGGCCUCAUCUACGAGGAGACCCGGGGUGUGUUGAAGGUGUUCCUGGAGAACGUCAUUCGGGACGCGGUCACCUACACGGAGCACGCCAAGCGCAAGACGGUCACCGCCAUGGAUGUGGUCUACGCCCUCAAGCGCCAGGGACGCACCCUCUACGGCUUCGGAGGCUAAGCUGCCGCUCCAGUUUCACGUGUGAUGACCCCAAAGGCCCUUUUUAGGGCCAACCAAACACUCGUCAGAGGAGCUGGACACUUGUGUCAAGUGUAGCGGCCACAAAACGGGAAGGGAAGUUUGCAUUUGGGAGCCGGCUGCGGUCAGGUCAGGAAUUGGCGAGAGGAAGUGAUGCCCAAAACGUUUGCCUAAAGCUGCCUCACUUGUCUGCCUCCCUUUUUGUUGACCAACCGGAGAGGUUGAUGUGCUCCAGAUGAGACAUUCUUUCAGUUUGCUUGGUGCGUGCUAUCCUGGUUUGUGGUCCUUGGACUGAGCCGUGAAGAGCAGAAGCCAGCAGAAGGAGGCAAAGGCAGAUUUAGAUAUGUAGUCCACGGAUGCCACUUCUGCCGCCUGACGGUGGUUAGCCUUGUCAAUUAACCUGGGCCACACUUGACAUGAUGUGUGUAAGCCUUAAAAUGGCUUAAGGGCUGUGUUCACAUUGGAUAAUGUUCUGUGACAUAUGCUCUGCUCACUGGAAAAGGUGUGAGCAUCAGCAGAAUCAAGUACAAUCAUAAUCAUAAACUAUUGAAAAAUCCAAAGAAAUAAUAGGUUAUGAAAUCAGAGAUGGAGCUCUUUACUUUCAAGACAAAUCUGCCUGGCAAAUUAUCUGGCCAGUGUAUGGAAAGUACUGUUUCCUUUUUUUCAAGGGACAAUUUAGUCAGCCUGUGGGAUACGGUCUUUCAGUGACAAUAUUGCAAAGGUACAAAGGCAGAGGCAAUUUAGUAGGAUCCUUCUAUAAAAGCUGAGCAAACUAAAUCUUAAUGUCCCGAAAGCAAGUCUGCAAGAAACAGAUCAUUCAGGUGUGUGACUUCGGGUAGGCCCUCUUGUAGCCCAGAAUGGGAGACCCGCCAUCGAUACAGAAAGCACGCUUUAAUUGUUGACGGGGCAAAAGCAAAUUAUUCCCCGGUAUCGGCAUGGUAAAGAAAACAGUAAGCCAUUCUCGAUACUACCACUUCUACAUCGCCCGGAUCCGGAUUGAAAUGUGGUAGGUCCACACCUCUAGCCUAAUUAUAGUUUUGCAACUAUUCCAUUUAUAAGUAAAAGAUUUUUUCAGCAUUCUAGGCUUAUGAUUUUAUGGCUAACUUUGUUUCUGGGAGUAGUUGAGAGAAGAAAUUCUACAUCAGCUCCCAAAAAAGAAACCAGCUUUAUUGGUCUCCACACUUGGCUGCUCUCAUUAGCAUCACAUACUUGAGGGUGAACUAGGUUUAAAACAUGGGGCUUUAGCAAUGGAGAUGCCAGAAAGUCAAAGGAUGGGAGGCUUGCCCAUCAGAAUGGGGAAGAAAAAUAAUACAUAAAAUACACACAUACAUGCUUACAUAAACGGCCCAAUAGUACACGGUAGCACAUAUUCAGUAUGAUGAGAAGUAUAGACAGUAAUUAAUGGGAGUCCUGAUACUACAGAAGGCACUGGCUGCUGGGAAACUGGGGAAAGCUUGGCUAUGGAGGUGGGGCUUGUGUGAGGCUUUGAAGAAAGAGCAGAAUGCCUGGCUUCCUACCGGGAUAUAUAGUAUGGCUGAGGGGGAGGACCAGGGAGGGAGUGAUGAGAAUAACAUUUGUGAAGAUGUCCAGGUGAGAAAUAAACAAGAGGGUUCAAUGUUCAAGAUCUUUCAUUUUCCCUUUAAAUUAAAAUGUCACCUGCAGCUGGUGGCAUUUCUAUUU
Diceros bicornis minor is the source of this 2034-nucleotide messenger RNA. RefSeq names its product histone H4. Lineage: Eukaryota; Metazoa; Chordata; Mammalia; Perissodactyla; Rhinocerotidae. The coding region runs from base 25 to 336 and encodes 103 amino acids. The transcript has a single exon. Gene Ontology annotation, molecular function: structural constituent of chromatin; protein heterodimerization activity; DNA binding. Gene Ontology annotation, cellular component: nucleosome. Gene Ontology annotation, biological process: nucleosome assembly. The record is from RefSeq and is a predicted model, not a curated record.